Messenger RNA from Capronia epimyces CBS 606.96, 2079 nucleotides. RefSeq lists its product as uncharacterized. Gene Ontology annotation, biological process: reciprocal meiotic recombination. The transcript is spliced from 3 exons. The coding region runs from base 1 to 2079 and encodes 692 amino acids. The record is from RefSeq and is a predicted model, not a curated record. NCBI's taxonomy places the organism in Eukaryota, Fungi, Ascomycota, Eurotiomycetes, Chaetothyriales, Herpotrichiellaceae.
AUGCCUUCGCAAGGAUCCCAGCAGCUUUCUUCCUCUCCUUUGUGUCUUUCAUUGCUCAAGUUUUCUUACGCCACAGUCUCUAACGAAAGUAUUGCUCCCAUCCCAUGGAUUCAUCUGUCCAGCAAGAACAGUCUCUUUGCUGUCUUCGAGACGAGCCCCGUCCAGCUGGAGGAUGGUCGUGUCGAGGCAAGACAAAAGUUCAAGGUGCUGCGUGAUCCUGAAAUAAUGGAAGAAUUGGAUCUCAAUGCUCUUUCGGCUGGAGCUCAACGUGCUAUGGCCCAAGUUCCGAAUAUCAUCUCGCCUCAAGUUCCGGAGGUCACUGUGAUUGUCAAGGUUCCGAUGAUUGCGAUCAAAUAUCCCAUGCAAAAUGGACAGAUCCGACGAUUUCAAAUCCGCUUUACCACGAAUGAAGAUUACUACGAGGCCAUGAAGAUGCUAUCUCGUGCCGACAUCCCUACAGUCGAAGCAGGCUCGUUUCCGAUUCAGAGACCCCAGGCAGCGCCACAACAUCCAUCAUCCAAUUUCCUGACCCCGAGUGAUUCUGCGUCUCAAAUUGGCAUGCCAACAGAAGGUCCAAUCUCGUACACGAACGGUCAACCAGAUCGUGUACCCGCGGCACCGUCGAAUUAUUCAACCUCUCUGUGUCGUGUCCAGCCAGCUUCAGCCGCACAAUCUUCAAUGGCGCCACCAAGUUACCUUCCUGUGGGAACGGAUUCCAACAAAUAUCGCCAACCAUUACAGCCGUCCAGGGUCGCCCAGUGGCCGAACGGGCAACUUCCCAAUGAGACUGUAGGCACACGAUCCAACAUCUCGCUAAGCACAGGCACAACUCUGGUCAGCGCUGCCAACCAGUCGGGUGCCUUUGGCAUGGCGACUCGCUACAGCAACAGGGCUACCACCCCAAAGCCACACACGCCUGGCUUCGCUGGGCAAGACCUGGGUCCCGACCCACCUCAACAAUCAGUGACAUCUCCGGUGAUAGAUGAGCAUGUGGGACUUGUGCUUCCUCCGAAGCGGCAACUUCCAUUCCGGAAAGUAUCGAAUACUGCUACCCAUGAUCGCCAGGAGACAGAGAUUGAUGGCCCACGAGAAGUAGGCAAUGAUGAGGCAGAAUCGGUCACCUCGACAGUGGCAAAAGGCAAGCGAAAACGGGGCGCCACGCAAAAGACAUCGAAACCUCCGGCAGCCAAGAAACCUCGAGCCACAACAAGGCCAAAAAAAGCCAAUGCGAGCUUGGCUAAGGACGACACGCCUGUACCGACCGUGGAGGAACUGCUUCAGCAACGAGAUGACCAUUUACAACGACGCACCAGACAUAGGGGAGGGGGUAUCUCCGGUGCCCAGGAGUCCCAGGCUCAAGUCAAGAAUGCCCAAUUGAUGGAAAUACCAGAAUCAGACGCCUAUUCGCCUAUACAACCAGCAGGCGGCGGCGUCGCCAGUGCCAGUCCAUCCCUUGGAGAUGCAGGCGUCACCAGACGCAUAACAAGAUCUACUUCCAAGUCGCUCGCCUGCAUCCCUAGCGACCGUAGACAGGACGAGACAUAUGGGGACGUUGUCGACAAGGGCUUACCAUGUACGCCUGCUGACCAGAUUGUGAUACCUUUGACACCGGCUUGUCCAGCUGCUGCUACGAACAAGUUGCCAAUAGCACUACCCGCGUCACCACCACCGUGCCGCCCAGAAACCGCGUCGAAGCCGGCCAGAUCCAAUCAAGCUCGCACCAGCAGAUCCUUCACGUGCGCUGAUCCAACACAAUCAUCAGCAGCAGCGCAAGUAGCGCACGCAGCAUCGUCAUCAUCUGACAUCGGGACCCUCGGCCACGCGCAAGCAUGCCUCGAGUCAGAUCCACAAUUCGCUCAAGGCAAGCAAAGGCUUCAAAUGUGGUCUGACUUGCCGCCUGCCACGAAGGUGCCGGCGCUGAGAUCCUAUUUCUGUCGCCUCAUCAUGGACCCCAACUUUACUGAUUUGUGCAAAUCCCUGAGCUCGUUCUGGGAGAAGGAGAUCUUGGACCGCCGCAUCGAACAACCAUCCGGCCUGGAAGACGGCGGUAGAGGGAGAGACACGGCGAGUAAUGUGUAG